Messenger RNA from Haliotis rubra (blacklip abalone), 1222 nucleotides. RefSeq names its product DNA polymerase beta-like. Gene Ontology annotation, cellular component: nucleus. The record is from RefSeq and is a predicted model, not a curated record. NCBI's taxonomy places the organism in Eukaryota, Metazoa, Mollusca, Gastropoda, Lepetellida, Haliotidae. Gene Ontology annotation, molecular function: DNA binding; DNA-directed DNA polymerase activity. Bases 30 to 1127 code for a protein of 365 amino acids. The transcript has 12 exons. Gene Ontology annotation, biological process: double-strand break repair via nonhomologous end joining.
UUGAUAGGGAUGAUGGGAUACGUAAACAUAUGCUUGCUUGUCGGCGUUUGUGGGGUUUAGGAAGCCACUCUACUAACAUCAGCAAAUUGCGACUAUUUCUGCAAGCAACAAUAAUGAGUAAACGAAAAGGACCUGAAUCGGGAAACCUUAAUGCUGAAUUUUCGGACUUUUUAAUGGAACUUGCUAACUAUGAGAAGAAUGUGAACCGAGCCAUGCACAAGUACAAUGCAUACCGGAAGGCAGCAGGUGCCAUUGCAAAACAUACUUCAAGGAUAACAAGUGGAGCUGAGGCCAAGAAACUGGAUGGAGUUGGAAUUCAGAUUGCCAAGAAGAUUGAUGAAUUUAUUGCAACAGGCAAACUCCAAAAGCUUGAAAAGAUUCGUGCCAGUGACACAAAUACAGCCAUUAAUGAACUGACAAAGGUCAACGGCAUCGGACCUGCUGCAGCACAGAAGUUUGUACAGGAAGGAAUCAUGUCAGUUGAAGAUCUGAGAAAAAAUUUGGACAAACUGAAUAAUUCACAGAAAAUAGGAGUGAAGCAUUUUGAAGAUUUUGAAAAGAGAAUUCCCCGAGAAGAGAUGGUGAUACUACAGAAUACUUCUGUUGGGGAGAUCAAGAAACUUGACAGCGAAUACACAGCUAAAGUGUGUGGCAGCUUCAGAAGAGGUGCUGCCUCUAGUGGGGAUAUAGAUAUUCUCCUCACUCACCCCAGCUAUAUCAGUGGCAGUAAAAAAAUGCCUGACCUGCUGCAUAAAGUUGUGAAAUGUUUGGAGGCCAUCAACUUUGUAACUGAUACCAUCUCCCUGGGGGAUUCAAAGUUCAUGGGUGUCUGUAUCAAACCCAAGGAAAAAGAUGAUACAGAGGAGAGGAGCUUCAGAAGAAUAGAUAUCAGGUUGAUACCCCAUGACCAGUACUUCUGUGCCUUGCUGUACUUCACCGGCUCUGAUGUCUUCAACAAGAACAUAAGACAACAUGCGCUGGACGAUGGCUUCACGCUCAAUGAGUACUGUAUACGCCCUGUAGGCAGCACGGGCACGCCUGGUGAACCACUUCCUGUAACAUGUGAAGAAGACGUCUUUGACUAUGUGGGCAUGAAAUACAAGGUUCCCAAGGACAGGAACAUGUAGAUGACAACCCAUUGGAGCUCCCUUUUUUGUGGAAUUUGUUGAUAUCAGGGACAUCUGUGUACUUCUUCCAGCCAUCGAACAUGGUACCAUGAAAA